UUAAAGUCGUCACAGAUUUUCAUGCUAUCCAUUUAACACAAAAGGAGUUACUUUACUACAAUUUCCAUUUUUACAUCAGUCUCUGGUUUCGAGGUAAAUUGUGUCAAUCUUCAGAAGAUUCGUCAGUAUUUGGUUUCCAAAAUUUGUGGUCAAGACUCAGCUGUUCCCGAUGUUCCACCGAAUGUCCAAGUUGGUAGACGUCCUCGCUUGGCUCCUCUGGCCGCUGCGACGGUACCACAGCGCGGUGGCCAUGGUUUCCCUCUUCUGCUUGCUGCUGUGGGGGGUUUUGGACUACGCUUACAAGAUCCAUGGCGUCGACCUGCUCUGGUGGCAUAGCCAGAUGACUUCGUUCAAUAUCGACUCGCUAUCCGUUCUGCUAUAUAUCGUCGGCGCCAAGAUGUCCUUGAUCCUGGUACUGGCCCUGGUGAGCUGCAUCCGCUCGGCGGUGGUGAAGAAAGAGCCCAGGUGCAAGGAGAUGCCCAUUUCGUAUGUGCGACGGCGCUAUUGUCGCUUCCUUGUGAUGCAGCUGCUGUUUGCUUUGGACGCGCUGGUCCAGGAGCCGGAGACCAUGGACCUGGCGGACUACGCGCAGCGACACGCAAACUUCGUCACGGCGGUGCAAUGCUUUCGCUGGCAAGCCCGUAAAAUGUUUGAGCGGAUCGAACAGCAAGUCCUCCGUCCGCAGCACGAAGUCCUGCACGUGGAUGACCUGCUGGAGGAAGAGCUGCUUGGCCGGGGCUAUGCCGAUAGGCUAGCAACGCUCCGGGAGUGGGAGAUCUUUCGGCUGGUCUACGGCUCCCUCGACUGAGCUUGGAGGGAGGCUGGCAUACUUUCGAAAGUUUUUAAUUGGCUUUUGGCAACAUACUUCUUGGCUGCCGUCGGUAAUUUUCACUUUGCAAACAUGUUAAUUAUCAUGCCACACACGCAUGUGCGGGGAGUCCCCAAAGUGGAGUCGGCGAAGGAGUGGGCAGUAUGCUAGCAGCUUGGUUGCCUCGGGGGUUAGAGGGCUUCGAUGUUUAACUGAAACAUGUGCAUGGCUAGGAUUUGUCUCAACGGUCAACAAUAAAAUGUAUUUUAUCCUUGUAA
Messenger RNA from Drosophila kikkawai, 1086 nucleotides. RefSeq lists its product as uncharacterized. The record is from RefSeq and is a predicted model, not a curated record. NCBI's taxonomy places the organism in Eukaryota, Metazoa, Arthropoda, Insecta, Diptera, Drosophilidae.